Messenger RNA from Effrenium voratum, 1181 nucleotides. The record is from the annotation of a GenBank genome assembly. Lineage: Eukaryota; Dinophyceae; Suessiales; Symbiodiniaceae.
AAAAUUGAGGCUUGGGCUUUCCGGGCCCUCGAUUUUCUCCCAGCCAACCGCUCCUUGUUGCCAUGUCGGAUGAACCCGCGGCCGGGGGCUACAGACGAUUGGAGCUGCUGCCGCGGAAGGGGCGCUCACGUUCCGCCUCGCCGACCUCGCAGCUGCCGGGGUGCAUACCCACCUGGGGCCAUGACUUUGAGGCGGCUGGGACUGGAACGCCGGUGUCGCGACGUUUGCGCAGCAAUUCUCCAAAGACCCAAGAUGCAUUAAAGGGGAGUAUCUCCUUGGGUGCCAGCCCCCGGCACCACCACAACGCCCACCGCGCCUUCGCCUUCGACGCGGACGUGCAGAGCGGCGGGGCGCGGAGCCGGAACGUGAGGCGCGUGGUGGCCAGGAACUUGGCCUCCAGCUGGAGCCUUGGGGAGGCGCCUCCAGAGGCGAGCGUGCCGAUCCCAGCGCCUUUCCGCAGCGUGAGCCCUGAGACGCUGACGGUGGAGGAAGCUCCUCCCUCGAGGCGCCUCAAGGCCACAGCGCCGCAGAUGCGCUUCGGCGGGAUGUCCUCGCCUCACAAGCGAGGCGUGCCGAUUCAGGCUUCGUUGCCGCCGCCCCCGUACGCCUCGCCUCGGCAGAGCAGCGAUGAGGCGGCGCGGGCCAUGGAAAUGGCCAAGCCCAUCAUGUGGUUCGGCGAGGCCCGCGAGCGGCCUGUGGAGUCGGCGGAGAGCUGGAAUCCCUUCUCGGGGUCCUCGAGGCCCGUGAGCCGCGCCGGGGAGUUCUCCCCGGACCGCGGCGCCGCGCGGCCCGCGGCUUGCGGCGCUGGACCGCCGCGCGGCCCGGGGAUCCAGGGCCUGGCGCACCGGAAGGGCGCGUGCUCGCCCCGGGACCGGAGGAGCAGCAUUUUCGAGGACCAGUCCAGUGCACCGAGGCGAACCGGGAAGCUCCAUGUCACUGGGCCCGAGACGGGCGGCAUGUCGGCUGCUUUGCAGUGGCGCGGCUAAGGCGAUCAGAGCUGCUCGCGAAGCGAAUCCGCCGGUCCUGACCUGGAUUUACAAGGCUCCAAACGGCCAUGCCUUGAUUUCCAGGUCCUUUGGACGACUCGGAACUCAUGUUAGCCCGCUGGUCAGGCCCCUGCAAGUGCAGAGCUACAGAAUUGGACAUUCCGAUUAUAUCACAGAACGUUCCACCAACCCAGG